AUGUCUGCGCCCGUUGGUCCUAUCAUGCAGCAGCUCGCUACCCUGCCAGCUCGCUCAAGACAGGGUCUGAGCAACCUACGACAGAGACUCUUCCAGCAGGGUGAGAAGCCAAAGAAAGAAAGUCACUUUCUUCGAACCUCUUUCAGUGCCCAUCGUCCCGUAUGGGUUACCGCUGCUGGUGGUGCUUAUACCAGUCUCGCCGCUGUUUAUCUCACUAUGCGCUACCUAAGACGUAUUCGAUAA
Molecule: messenger RNA, 243 nt
Organism: Penicillium angulare
Lineage: Eukaryota; Fungi; Ascomycota; Eurotiomycetes; Eurotiales; Aspergillaceae
Exons: 2
Coding region: 1-243 (80 amino acids)
Source: RefSeq, a predicted model, not a curated record